This is a messenger RNA of Drosophila melanogaster (fruit fly), 3044 nucleotides long. It is a transcript of the gene lectin-28C, whose product is annotated as lectin-28C. The transcript has a single exon. The record is from RefSeq and is marked reviewed. Gene Ontology annotation, molecular function: carbohydrate binding. Lineage: Eukaryota; Metazoa; Arthropoda; Insecta; Diptera; Drosophilidae.
AGUGCAUUAUAAACGUUCGUCUAAAGAGGUUCAAUUUGCUAAGCAUGUUCCAGCUGAAAGUUCUCCUAUAUUACGCAAUUAUCGCAAUAGUUAUAAAUGCAUCACCUUCAGGAUGCGAGGAGACAGAUCGUGUCGAAGCCUCGAAGCGCUGAUGCCAUUGAUCGGUCACAUUGCCCAGCACCAGGAACAGUGGAAAACCUGCAAGUUGCAAGAAAUACAGGCCCAACAGAGGGAUAUUGAAAAAGAAAUUGAAAGCCAGAAGACAUCGCUAACGGAAUCGUGGAAGAAGAUCAUUGCAGAGGAUAUCGAGAACAGAACCAAUAGGUCAGAACUUAAGAUGGAGGGUCAACUAUCUGACCUACAGGAAGCAUUGACUAGUAUAACGACGUCGCUGAAGAAUAUGUCUGCGAAAAUAAAUAUUUUACAUAGGUUCAAGCGAAUCGGAUCGAGAUAUUUGCACAUCGAAGACAUAGUCCAACAAAAUUGGACCAGUGCUUUGAGCGCAUGUCAAAAGAUGGGAGGUAAUCUAGCCUCAAUUAUAAAUGAAGCAGACUUUAAUGCUAUCGUUUCGCAACUAAGCAAAGACAACACUUAUAUGAUUGGCAUUAGUGAUCUGGCUGAAAAGGGCGUUUUCAUAUCUGUGUCCUCCGGAAAGAGAGCACCUUUUUUGAAAUGGAAUCCUGGAGAGCCACUAUACGAACAUGUAGAUCAGCGUUGCGUUUCUAUACAUAACGGUGGCAUGUGGGUUGCUUCUUGUACUUCUGAUUUCAAAUACAUUUGCGAGGCAAAUGAAAAUGUAUAGUAAACAGAUAUAUAUAAAUAUAUGUACACAUAUGUUAAGACUUGCAAUGUGAAACAUACAAAAAGAAAUCCAUCUUGUACAGAUAAUUCGUUAAACUUUUAUUUAGCCAUUGAUGUUUUGUGUUUUUAACAUUAUAUACUUGAGUAUCAUUUUAAUCUUCAUUUUUUUUUGUUGCAUUUCGAGUGCUUCGCACAUUCUAUUUAAUGACAAAUCGUGUGCGAAAUGUGCAAUAUGAAAUUGGAAUAAAUUGCCUACUUGAAAAUGCGUUUGUGAUGAAAAUCAUGUACCACGUAUAUAUCGUUAAUCGGUAUCAGGAUCGAUAUCUCUAUCGAUAACUAAGGCUAGCUCGCAGUGAGUGUUUCGAGUGUUUUGUGUGAGUGUAUAACGCAUCGUUCGCUUAAAGACCUAGACUUAAGACUAAACAAACAAUUUGAAACAAACAGCCUAGAUGGAAAACAUACUUCUCGUACAUCAGGUAGAAACAACAUCAGAGAUAAGAAUUACUCAUCUAUAGGAGUAAUAAUCCUAUGAGCUGGGUGUGGAGAGGGGAUGGGGGAGAUUCGUUGCUUGGUAAACUUUGUCACGCGUUAAGGUCCUUGAAACAGAAAAUAAUACAAUACACAUAAGAUAUGCAGUUUGCCAUGAGUUGGGUUGAGAUAAGCAAAUCGGUAUUCGGGUUGGACUGGAUCGCCUAGUGGGAUGGUGCCCCAUACGAGCUGCUGGGAGCAGAGGGUGCGGGCGGGGCAGCUGGAGCUCCGUACUCGGGCGCUGGAGGCGCCACACUGUUGGGAUAGGGUCCGGUCUCCUCCUUCUGGGUCUUGUAGCGGAUGAAGUACACCUCCGGCUUGCUGGGUUGGGUGGGAGCUGGCGUUGGGAUAAUGAUCUCCGGCUGCUCCUCCGGCUUCUUGACUAGCACGUACACCAGGGUCUUCUCUUCGUUCUGUGGGAACUGCGGUAUUACAGGGGCGGUCGGUACUGGUGGAGAUGGCGCCUUGAUGAAGACGAUCUUGUAGUGCUUCUGCGGAGGUGGCACGUAAAGGGGUUUCCUGGGAAAAUAUUUAAAAAUGUAUUUAAAUAAAGGUUCUGCUAUAUCUGUAUUUAAGGAAUUUCUUAGGAAUUCUAUGGGUAAAGUAAGACACCACAUCCUCAUAUAACGCAACUUUUUUUGCUUCCGGCUUGUAAAAAUUUACAUACUGAAUAAAAAAAUUUCAAUUACACACGGCCAGGCUGGAAUGACUUUCCACACUUCCUAUAACCUUGCCUUGUUGAACGAACAAAUACCGCGAUGCGGGAGAAAGGAGUUUCUCUUUGAGGUGCAUGCAAAUGGCAUGCCCAUAAAUGGUGACCUCCCGAAAAUGGUGACCUCCCGACAACGUUGAACCCACUGCAGCUGCUUGUCAGUUUUACUAAUCAGAUGAAGAUGAUGACUAUUGUGACGAUGACAGCGAUUGUCACAACAACCGCCUCGAGACGAGGGUUUACAUAAAGCUACCUAUGGUAAUCGAGUUCCUGUCCCUCUGCGCCUGAUAAUUUGCUUGGAAAUGGUACUGAGAUAUAUACGAGUACAAGUGCUGCGGCGAGCUUAGGUAACGUUUUAGUCACGGUUUGGCGGUCUGCAAAGCCAUAUCAUUCCCCUCUCGUGGUAAUUAACAUCGCUUCCAACUCCAAUUGAAAACAGACAGAAGACGACAGAAAACAUUGUAUCAGCGAAAAGAGAGGAAAGUUGGAUGGCUUUCGUUUUCGCGGGUAUUAAAUAAUGUUCCUCCUCCGUUUAAGCGACCCUCUAAAUACCCUGGAAAUGUGGCAACAGCUGUGGAAAAGGGCCCUGAGCUGGAUUAGAUGAUUGCCGGCUGGUCUCUUGCAACAUUUGUCUAGUUAUUAUCUUUGGGAGUUGACGGCACUGCCUGGUUUACGCCGAUGAAUUGUGAGAGAAUCUGCAUAAGUGCCUUGGAUUAUAUACUCAUAACACAACAAUGUGUUUUUUCCCCAUAUUUUUCCAAUCUUAAGUGGAACAAGACAAAUAAAGCGAGAUCGUUUGUAACCGCUCACAAUCACGCAAGUCGAAAAAAAAGUGUGCUGGAUAAGGGGUGUGAAUAAUUUGAACUGAUUACGUUGUGAAAUGAAAAAAACCGCAGGAUGUACGUUUAUAUUGUACGGCUUAUCAGAAGAAAUUCUCGAUUGUUCACUCACUCACUGUGUUGGGAGUGUAGUGCGAUUUCUAUUUUGUGAAACUAUGCAAAAU